This is a messenger RNA of Kalmanozyma brasiliensis GHG001, 2130 nucleotides long. RefSeq names its product Acyltransferase ChoActase/COT/CPT. Gene Ontology annotation, molecular function: acyltransferase activity. Lineage: Eukaryota; Fungi; Basidiomycota; Ustilaginomycetes; Ustilaginales. The transcript has 5 exons. Bases 1 to 2130 code for a protein of 709 amino acids. The record is from RefSeq and is a predicted model, not a curated record.
AUGUUGUUGAGCAGACAACGAAAGGGUCUCGAGCUUCUUUCCCGCGCUUCGUCCUCGCAAACCAUCCUGCAACGCGUCGCUGCUCCUCGAUCCUUGCACACAUCCUCACCAGCCAUGUUCGCUCUCACUCCUUGGCGCGGCACGCCAGGCACACAGCCAAAAACUUUCAGUCAGCAGAGGAAUCUUCCCCGUCUGCCUGUACCCACUCUCGAGCAGACCUUCGACAAGUACCUCAAGUCGCUCUCGCCUUUCCUUCACCAGCUCGAAGAGCAGGGCAAGCUCGAGGGCAGCACAGCCGAAAAGGAGAUCGCGAAACGCAAGCAGUGGGUGCAGGACUUCCUCGCAAAGGGCGCUCUCGGUCCAAAACUCCAGCAAAGGUUGGUCGACGUCGACCGCACCACCGAUAACAACUGGCUCGAUGACCGAUGGUGGCUUCAGAAGGCCUACCACGAGUGGCGCGUGCCCCUCAUGAUCAACAGCAACUGGUGGCUCAUGUUCACCCACGACCAGAACAUGCCCACCGAGACUGGCCAGCACAAAGGUCACGACGCUUACCCCAUCACUGGUCUCGGCUCCCAGAACUGGAACGACGCUGCCUGGGGCAUUCGACGUGCCGCUUGGCUCGCAUCGCGCUUCCUGCAGUUCAAGGUUCGACUGGACAACGAGGACAUCAUGCCUGACUCUUCCCGUGCCGGUCCGUUCUGCAUGCACCAGUACACUCGACUGUUCGGCAUCACACGCAUCCCUGCGCUUCCCCACGACUGGAACACUGCGACACCACACCCGGCCACCGCACGACACAUCACCGUGAUUGUGCGCGACAACUACUACGAGCUCGAGGUCAUGCGAAAGGACGGCACCUUGCUCGGCGUUGAUUCGAUCGAGAAGGCCUUCUGGGACAUUGUCGCUGACGCACAGAAGGGCGAUGGUGCUGGCGUCGGUGUGCUCAGCUCCGACAACCGCGACACGUGGACCAAGACCCGCGAGCACCUCCUCAGCGUGUCACCCGUCAAUCGCAAGAGCAUCAACUCGGUCGAAGACAGUCUCCUCUGCGUUUCGCUCGACUCCAGCGUCUUGGCUCUCUCGGCGGAUCACCCUGCGGUUGCUCACGCGUGCACCCCGCAAUGGGUCGAUGCGCUGGCACGCAACGUCAGCGGUGCUGGACGAGGCGGACACAAUCGAUGGUUCGACAAGGCGCUCACCAUCGUUGUGGAGCCCAACGGACGUGCAGGUAUCAUGGGCGAGCACUCGCCCUGUGACGCGCUCAUUCCCAGUAUCCUCUGCGACUAUGCCGCUGCCGAGCCAUGCCCUCCUCCUGGGUCUAGCGUGCCCGCCGAGGUGAGCUCGCCCAACGAGUCGGCCGGCUGGAAGAAGCUCGAGUGGGCCAUUGACGACUCGACCAAGCAGUCGAUCCAGCAGUCCGAGGCAGCCGCUCUGCAGGCGGCUCAGGAGUCGGACAUCCGCACGCUCUGGUACGACGAGUAUGGAGCUGAUUGGAUCAAGAAGGUGGGCAAGCACAGUCCCGAUGCGUACCUGCAGAUGGCGCUUCAGCUGGCCUAUGCCAAGUCGCACGGUUACCAGGUGUCGACCUACGAGACGGCUUCAACUCGACUCUUCAAGCACGGUCGCACGGAUGUGAUCCGCUCGUUCAGCGACGAGGCGUACCAAUUCGUCCGCGGUGUGCGCGAAGGCAAGGACGCCAAGACGCUCUACGCCCUGCUCACUGCCGCCACCAAAUCGCACAACACCCAGACCCGCGAGAGCUCGACCGGCAAGGGUAUCGACCGCCACAUGACCGGUCUCCGCCUCCUUCUUCGCGCAGAAGACGGUGAGACACCCGCCAUCUUCAGCGACCCACUCUUUGGCGAAUCCCAGUCGUGGCGUCUCAGCACGAGCGGUCUCAGCGCUGGCGACCGCUUCGCAGGCACAGGCUUCGGUACUGGCUAUCCCACCGAGUCGUACGGCAUCAACUAUCUCGCCGGCGCCCAAUUGCUCAAGUUCGGCAUCGAGUCCAAGAACGGCGCUACGACCGGAUUCGCAAAGUCGCUGGUAGAGGCGCUGCGUGACAUGCGCAAGAUCUGCGAGCAAGGUGGACCCCCGCCUGGCGCUACGGAGGCUCCCAAGCUUUGA